This is a messenger RNA of Danio rerio (zebrafish), 680 nucleotides long. It is a transcript of the gene tmsb4x, whose product is annotated as thymosin beta 4 X-linked. Gene Ontology annotation, molecular function: actin monomer binding. Lineage: Eukaryota; Metazoa; Chordata; Actinopteri; Cypriniformes; Danionidae. Gene Ontology annotation, biological process: actin filament organization. The record is from RefSeq and is marked provisional. Gene Ontology annotation, cellular component: cytoskeleton.
UCCGCUGGAGGAGAACACACACUUCAACUACAGACACAACUCUGACCUACUGCAAACAUGUCUGACAAGCCAAAUCUCGAGGAGGUGACCAGCUUUGACAAGACCAAGCUGAAGAAAACAGAAACUCAGGAGAAAAAUCCCCUGCCAUCAAAAGAAACCAUCGAACAGGAGAAGCAGGCGGGUUCAUCAUGAAGCCUGCUCAACACACUUCUAUGCACUGUACAUUCCACAUUGCCUUCUUUUUCACGUCUUUUCGCUGUUUAACUUUUAACGGAUAAAUAUGACCUAAGUCGCAUUGUGAUUGGACAACCAACCAAAAAAAAAAAAAAAAAAAGAAAAAAAUGCAGACGUCCGUACAAGCCCUUUGUUUGUGUGCCCACGUACUCCUCUUUUUGUAAGCGCACCGCUGGUAUUCGGCUGAAGUUUUGCUGAUAUGGAUGAGCUUCACCAGUUUCACUGCUUGAGGAGUGGAGAGAGGGGCGGGGCUAAGAGUUUGAGUGACACCUAACAGAGACUCGCUCUUGUAACAUCUCUUGUGACCUUGGUUGACUUGCUCAAAUGCUUUAAAGUCAUGCAGUGUAUUUUUUGUUUUUUUUGUAUGUUGACGUCUUGGAAUGCACAACUUUUUGUUUUGUAAUGCAAAUAAAGAUCUGUAAUAUUCAGAUGGACACCUUUUUAAA